Messenger RNA from Rhododendron vialii, 2221 nucleotides. RefSeq lists its product as uncharacterized. Lineage: Eukaryota; Viridiplantae; Streptophyta; Magnoliopsida; Ericales; Ericaceae. The transcript has 2 exons. The record is from RefSeq and is a predicted model, not a curated record. Bases 147 to 1853 code for a protein of 568 amino acids. Gene Ontology annotation, cellular component: Golgi apparatus.
GAGAGAGAGAGAGAGAGAGAGAGAGAGAGAGAGAGAGAGAGAGAGAGAGAGAUGUGGGAAUGAUAUCCCGGGUUUAAUUUCAUUGCUGCUGCUGCUUGAAGAUUCGCUGAACUGUAAUUGUAUUUGUAGCAGGCUUGGGGUUUACGAUGAUUUCGGUUUUCAAAAUGUCGAGUCGCAUUCCUCUGCUGCAAACUGGAAGACUCCGGCCGGAGAAACUGGGCCAAAAUGCUAUUGCGAUCAUCAGGAACCUUUUCUUCACGUUUUUCGUAUUCGGGGUCUUGAUCUUCACCUUCAUCGCGGCGACUUAUCAGCCCGAGGACCCUCUGUUUCAUCCUUCAACCAAGAUCACAACUUUUCUCUCAUCGACGUCGAGUGCCACUUUUAGAUCAGAUAACACCAUUUUCAAAACCGGUGAGGACUUCAUGGCUGCGAACCAGACGGCAUUUGCUGACUUCAUUAACAUAACUGAUGUCGAUGAAGGUGCGACGGCUGCCAUCCCUAAUCGCGUUUGCGAGGUAGAUAAAUCGAUUGACUGUAAAGACCAGGAGUUGUUCCAUGUGAUGAUGAAGGCUGCAAUAGAACAGUUUAAGGAUAUACAUUUUUACCGGUUCGGUAAGCCAGUUCGUGGAUUGGAUGAUAGUUCUUGUCACAUGGCAUGGCGGUUUAGACCCAAGGAAGGAAAGAGGGCUGCUUUUUACAAGGACUAUCGCAACUUCGCUAUUGCAAGAUCCGACAAUUGCUCUCUGGAUGUUGCUCAAAUCGGAGAAUACCACUCGGGAGUGAACGCGAAGAGGAGGAAGAAGAACCAUAAACCGGGGUUUGAGAAGAAGCACAAGAAGAAAGACAAGCAUCCUGUUUCUCUCCCUACUCUUGGAGAAACGGUAAACGACUCUCUGCCCGUGGUUGAAUCGGAGGCUUCGUUUGCCCAGGGCCUGUACUUGGUUUACAACGGAGGCCAAGAUAGAUGCAAGAGCAUGAGUCAUUACCUCUGGAGUUUCAUGUGCGCUUUGGGGGAAGCUCAGUACUUGAAUCGGACACUGGUCAUGGACCUGACUAUUUGUCUGUCUUCGAUUUACACUUCUUCGCAUCAAGACGAAGAAGGGAAGGAUUUCAGGUUCUACUUCGACUUUGAGCAUCUGAAAGAGUCGGCUUCCGUUUUGGAUUCAAGCCAGUUCGCGUUCGACUGGAACAGAUGGCACCGGAAGAACGGAUUGAAAACCCAUCUUGUCGAGGAUUUUCGAACCACCCCCAUGAUGCUGUCCGGCGUGGAGGAUACUUUGGUCAUGAGGAGGUUUGGUUCAGGGGAACAUAGCUAUUGGUACAGAGUUUGCGAAGGCGAGACGGAAUCGGUUGUGCAACGGCCAUGGCAUUUGGUGUGGAAGUCUAAGCGGCUGAUGGACAUAGUGUCCGCGAUUGCAUCAAGGUUGAACUGGGAUUUCGACUCGGUUCACAUAGAGAGAGGAGAGAAGGCGGCGAACAAGGAUCUCUGGCCUAAUCUUGAUGCGGAUACUUCCCCCGAAGCCCUUCUCUCGAAGUUGACGGGAAAGAUUGACGAUGGGAGGAAUUUGUACAUCGCAACGAAUGAACCGGACACAUCCUUCUUCGACCCUUUGAAAGAGAAAUACUCCACUCAUUUCCUCGACGAGUAUAAAGAUCUAUGGGAUGAGAAAAGCGAGUGGUACACAGAGACAACAAAGCUCAACAACGGGGUUCCUGUGGAGUUCGAUGGUUACAUGAAGAUCUCGGUUGAUACAGAGGUUUUCUUGAGGGGAAAGAUGCAAAUCGAGACUUUCAAUGAUCUCACUAAUGACUGCAAGGAUGGCAUCAACACCUGCACCUCCUCAGCCAUCUAAUCCGUAUACUCGAGAGUUUCAAACGUUGUUGCUUCUACAUUUUGGGGUAUCCGCGCGUAUCACCUUUCGUUUCUUUGCUUUUCUGAAGUUUUGGUAUCAAUGCAAAAGCAGCAACUCAUGUGUCCUGUAAUUCUGGAGAUUUGAAUAUCCAAUCUUCUUUCAGAUUCGUAGCCGCACUUGAGUUUUCUCUCAUUCCUUUUGAUUUUACUCGCUUGAAUGGAGGCUUAUGGUACGAAAUUGCCACUGGGGGGGGGGGGGGGGGAUACCGUAUCCCUCGUUGUCGUGCUCUUUGAUAGUGCAUGUUUUCUUUCAAAGUCAGCUUCAUUGUAAUCCAAACGAUCUUCUGUGAAGCUUGAUCAGAUGUUACG